This is a messenger RNA of Phoenix dactylifera (date palm), 1816 nucleotides long. Its product is annotated as mannose-6-phosphate isomerase 2-like. Gene Ontology annotation, biological process: GDP-mannose biosynthetic process; carbohydrate metabolic process. NCBI's taxonomy places the organism in Eukaryota, Viridiplantae, Streptophyta, Magnoliopsida, Arecales, Arecaceae. Gene Ontology annotation, molecular function: zinc ion binding; mannose-6-phosphate isomerase activity. The record is from RefSeq and is a predicted model, not a curated record. Gene Ontology annotation, cellular component: cytosol.
AGACGAGCUCUAGGGGCGGACCGCCGAACCUCUUCUCUCCUCCUCCUUGUUCUUGCUCUUUUCUCCUCGCUCUCUUCUCUGAGGGUUUUGGGUUUCGUGGUCGAGUAGGGGAUCGAGAUGGAGGUCUCGAGGCCACUCAGGCUAAGAUGCUCCGUCCAGAACUACGAGUGGGGGAAGUUAGGCGAGGACUCGAGGGUCGCGAGGCUGUUCUCCCGGAACUCUGGGGCGGAGAUCGACCCGGAACGGCCCUACGCCGAGUUCUGGAUGGGGACGCACGAGUCCGGUCCUUCCUUCUUGGUCCGGGCCGAGUCGGGGUCCCCUGACUCGGAGCCGGUGACCCUCAGGAAGUGGAUUCUGGAGAACCCUGACGUUCUUGGAGAGAAGGUCGUAGAGAGAUGGGGGGGUGAACUCCCCUUCUUGUUCAAGGUUUUAUCGGUGGCAAAAGCUUUGUCGAUACAGGCACACCCAGAUAAGGAAUUGGCAGGGAUGCUGCACAAGAUGCGGCCGAGUAUUUAUAAGGAUCCUAAUCAGAAGCCGGAGAUGGCGAUUGCCCUCACCGACUUCAAGGCCCUUUGUGGGUUUGUCAGCAUUGAGGAGCUUAAGGAUGUGCUUGCAGGUGUGCCAGAGAUUGUAGAGCUGGUUGGUGAUGAGGAUGCAAGCAAGGUUAUGAAUACUACAGAACAGGGUGGAUAUGUGGAAGUAAAACCCAUUCUACAGUCAAUCUUCACUAAGCUUAUGUCUGCAAAUAAAGAGGCAGUUUCUGAAAUUGUAUCGAAAUUAAAGUGUCGUUUGAACGCGGAAAAUAAGAUUAGGAACUUAACGGAAAAAGAACAACUAGUAUUGCUAUUAGAGCAGCAGUAUCCAGCUGAUGUUGGAGUUAUAUCAGCCUUCUUCUUUAAUUACAUGAAGCUUAGUCCUGGUGAAGCACUGUAUAUCGGUGCAAAUGAACCACAUGCCUAUAUUUCUGGUGACUGUAUAGAAUGCAUGGCCACAUCAGAUAAUGUUGUACGAGCUGGGCUAACACCUAAGUACAGGGACGUGCAGACUCUUUGUUCUAUGCUGACAUAUAAACAGGGCUCUCCCGAAAUUUUACGAGGGACUCCCCUAAAUCAUUACGUUUCACGGUAUACUCCCCCAUUUGAUGAAUUUGAAGUUGAUCUCUGCUCACUUUCGCCACAAGAGUCUGUGGUGUUCCCAGCCAUACCAGGCCCAUCUAUUUUUGUUGUUGUGGCUGGGGAGGGAAGAAUGCAGAUGGGUUCUGCAAUUGAUGAAGAAAUGGUUAUGGAGGGCCAUGUAUAUUUUGUGCCUGCUCAUAGUGAGAUUGGGCUAACUGCUGGUGCUGCUGCACCAUUGCAGCUUUAUAGGGCUGGGGUAAACAACAGAGUUCUUUAAUUAAUAAUCAUCAAAGAUCUAUUACUAUAGGUCUCAAAUAAAUAUAGGAACUUUAAAAUUAAUAAUCAUCAAAGAUCUAUUACUAUAGGUCUCAAAUAUAUAUAGGAAAGUUCUAGUGUUCUAGGGUUGCAGUUUUUUCGGCUGAGAUAUGUAUAGUUAAAUGAAAAAGGAAUUUCGCAUUGUAUUGCACCAUGAAAAGUUUCUUGUAUUUAUUUUCUGCAUCUUUGAAGUUUGAUAUGUUGAUAUGCAGUUGAAGAAACACACGUGCACGAGUGCGCGCUUGCACACACAGGCCCCACGUAUAUGGGGCUUGCGAAUUUAUCAGUUGGUUCACUUUGUGGAAGCUGUAUUAGUCCUGUAUUGGUAGUUUGUUAUACCAUUAAUUAUCAGAAUGGAUGAGAUUCAAGAAAAUCAGAAUAUUUAA